AUGGACCUAAACUUUACCGUCAUGGACCUAAACUUUACCGUCAUGGACCUUAACUUUACCGUCAUGGACCUUAACUUUACCGUCAUGGACCUAAACUUUACCGUCAUGGACCUAAACUUUACCGUCAUGGACCUAUACUUUACUGUCAUGGACCUAAACUUCACUGUCAUGGACCUAAACUUUACCGUCAUGGACCAAAACUUUACCGUCAUGGACCUAAACUUUACCGUCAUGGACCUAAACUUUACCGUCAUGGACCUAAACUUUACCGUCAUGGACGUACAUUUCACUGUCAUGGACCUAAACUUCACUGUCAUGGAACUAAACUCCAUCGUCAUGGACCUAAACUUCACUGUCAUAGACCUAAACUUCAUUUUCAUGGACCUAAACUUUACCGUCAUGGACCUAAACUUUACUGUCAUGGACCUAAACUUUACCGUCAUGGACCUAAAAUUUCAGUUCCAGUUUACAGAGUUCAUUUUGUCACGUUCUGUCAUUGUCAUACUCUGCAAGACUGGUCCUCUAUGUCACAACACCGAUUGUGCCCAGUUGUGCUGA
Messenger RNA from Candidula unifasciata, 558 nucleotides. The record is from the annotation of a GenBank genome assembly. NCBI's taxonomy places the organism in Eukaryota, Metazoa, Mollusca, Gastropoda, Stylommatophora, Geomitridae.